Messenger RNA from Wyeomyia smithii (pitcher-plant mosquito), 2244 nucleotides. RefSeq names its product cilia- and flagella-associated protein 206. Lineage: Eukaryota; Metazoa; Arthropoda; Insecta; Diptera; Culicidae. Bases 183 to 1985 code for a protein of 600 amino acids. Gene Ontology annotation, cellular component: ciliary basal body; axoneme. The transcript has 6 exons. The record is from RefSeq and is a predicted model, not a curated record. Gene Ontology annotation, biological process: regulation of cilium beat frequency.
AGAACGAGUGAUAAACAAAAUAGGGUACAUACAUCCGCAUAGCAACCGCCAAAACAACGAGCGUUACGUACCUAUCAAGCGAUACCAAUGCCCACGGACCAACUUAACAGCAGUUUACCAAGCUCAAUCGAAUUUUAACAACCGGUCGGAAAAGUUGAUUCGCUUCCCGAGAAGACACCAAGAUGACGUCGAAUCAUUUGAAAACCUACUUAUUAGAACCGAACAUAAAUCUUAAACCGCUGCUCUAUGAGAUUGUGAAACAAUGUGAAAAGAAAAACAUUCGCUACGAUAAGCAUCUAAUAACAUUCAUCAUGAACUUGGUCAGCUUGGACCCGAAGUUUGAAAUUUACAUGGAGACGCUUAGUGCCGACAGACGGAACCAUGACGAUUUUGUGGAGGAAUGCGUCGCAAUACUCUCUGAAGAUCGGUCUCCUAGUUUAACCACUCUCAAAAUUCAGUUGUAUUUUUUGGAACAUUUUUUUAAUAAAGACGAGGUAAUCGAAAAACACACUCGGAAUCUGCAGAAUAAAACAGCUCAUCUACUAAGAGAAAUUACCGAAAAUGACGUCAUAACUAGAGAUGAACAGGAUGAAAUAUUCAGCAAAAUCAUAAUAGAUAUCGUCCUAAACAUGGGACUCGGUAACCCAGAUAAUAAAGAGGUGAUUGUCGAAACAACAAAAGCAUUAAACUCCGUGAUGUCCCGGAGCGACAAGGCGAAGUUUAUCACUCUCGACAAAAAGGACCGGCUGCUGGCACUGAAAGAUAUACGUGAGAUAGUGUGCGGCAUUCGUAUCUUCAACAAACAUGCCGGAAAUGCUUCAAACGGAAUGUCUGAUUUACCGCGGUUGUUGGAUCAAUCUCACGAAUCUACCAAAUCGAUCCUGCAGAUAACGUUAUGUGAAAUUAUGGACAAAGUCAACCUACUAACCAGUGCAUUGAAUUCUUCGAUCGCUUACGAUCUACGUAACCGUACGAUAGUAACCCUUUUACCGGAGAACAUAUCUUCGGAGGAUUUGGACGACUUGAAAGAUUUAUUAAUUAUGUAUCGACAACAUGAAGUUUAUACUCGAAAACUAAUUGAUGAAUUAGUUUUAAUGAAAUACAACAUCGAUACCUGUAACCAAGAAUACAACCAAAAGUUGAUCAAGCUUCACGAGGCCGUUCAGUAUCGAACUGCCAUUCCAACUGAUCGCGUAUUUCCAAAAUUCUCUGAGUUGACACGCAUUUGGAUGCAGUAUCAAAAUUACAUCUAUUUACUAUCGGAAAUCAACCAAAUUAGUAAUACAUUAACAAAUCUAACGGAACGAUGCCUCAGUUUCGAUGACCUGGCAUACCGUUUACUAGGAGAAUGUCAAGUUCAAACCGACUUGGAUAGAUUGGGCAAAACAAGCAACAAGAAACUUUACAUUGACUCUGAAAGUGUAGCCUGUGAAAUAGUACCCUACGCGUCAUCCUUGAAGGUCGAAUUUCUAAAAUUUUGCGUAUGGCACUUGGCAGAAGCAAAUGGCCUUUUAAUGCCUGGCAACACCGACAUGGGAGUGUGUCAGUAUCAGAAGGAACUUUAUGCAUUUAACAUACCCGAACCCGCGGUUUUCUUCAGUGAAAAUCCCGAUAAGUAUUUGUUUAAAAUCGUCAAACUCGCCCGCAAAAAGGUUCAACUCGUUGUCUUUCUGGACAUUUUCUUCAAGUUGCAAAAUUGCUACAACUCAAAAACAAUGGAGGUGUUCCAUGUCAAAGUCCCGCUAACGGCCGAACAGGAAGUGCAAACUGAGCUGCACCCGAUUCCAUCAAAUAUCGACCGACAGUAUCGUUGGAACAUCUGGGAUCUUCGCCGGGAGGCCAUCGGAUUAACUAACCUUCGCAUGAAGCGAACCAGUUCGUCCCAAACGACGAAAAGCAAACCUACACAGGUAUAUUUGCCGAAAAACCAGACCACACAGACGCGAGUGUGUCGCGGAACGGAAACCGAAGAGCGGCGACAAUGAAUUAAGAAGGUAGAAACGGCUCCAACACCGCUGAAAUUUUUUUCAACAUCAAAUAAUGAUUUAAGCUCACAGCAGAGUAAAUCAGGUUAGAUAAUUCUGGCAUGAAACGAUUUCUGGAAUUUUUAAAAAAAAUGCGCCAUAACCUUACCUGGAAGAUUGCAGACCAAAUUCCGAACAACCCCUUGUGUCGAUCCUUCUGACCAACAUUACAUUUCAAAACGUCCGUCAGUCGCAGGGGUUUCUUUAACGAGCUAUGAAA